Messenger RNA from Cylindrotheca closterium, 819 nucleotides. Lineage: Eukaryota; Bacillariophyta; Bacillariophyceae; Bacillariales; Bacillariaceae. The record is from the annotation of a GenBank genome assembly.
AUGAGGGCAAAAUCUAGAUUACAUUUUGGCUCUUUGGUUGAAUGCAAAUACAAAAUGUCCACCUUUGGUAUUUUGUCGGAGUCAAUACCACUAGAUGCCAGUGGAAACAUCAAUCUAGACCGACAGCUGCACUGGGUCCAAUUCUGUGCAAGGGAAGAACAGCCCGAUCGUCAGAUACCUUCAUCAGUCAGAGCGCUGGAAACUACCACUAUCUCCCCUGGUCAAAAUGACGUCCUGUUCACUGGUGGCAAAGUUGUCAACCAUGGUGGAAACGAACGCUAUCGAAGACUCAUUUUUUAUUUUAGUCAAGCUUACGAAUCUGGAACCGACGCAGCGAAGAGGCAGAUUGUCGGUGAAAUCAUUGAAAAGAUUCACGAGGAUGGAGGUCGCUUUCUGAGGCAGCAGGGCAAAGGUGCAAAUAAGUCUUGGGAGGUAGUUCCAAUGGAAAUCUUGCGGAAAAAGAUUAUGCAAGCUUUCCGCAAUCGUCGUCGCCGGCUAGAUGCUCAUUCUAAAGAGACAGCUAUCUUGAUAGCAGGCGAGCCACUUCCCCGAGACGUGAUCUUUGGUAGAGCACGAAAAAAUCCCGGCAGUGAGUUGUUACAACGUCUCAUAAAGGAUAAUUCUCAAGAAUACGAAUCUUUGAGUCGCGGUGUUAAGAUGCGACUUGUGGAAAGCAUAAUGAAAACUAUAAAAGAUCAAGGGGGUCGUUUCCUAGAGGAAGCAGCCGAAAAAGGUCGAUGGGUUGAACUGCCGAAUGACCAUGCAAGAGAGCGUAUCUCUACAUACUUUAGAAACUAUCGGAGGUUCUCCAAAAUGUAA